AUGGCAGCAUCAAAGUCUUCGGCUUUGGGGACAUUUUUUCUUUGCAUCGGUUUGCUUUCCCCAGCCCUAGUUCAAUCUGCUUUCCAGUUCAAGCACCACAGCAACGAAGAAUUAGCCACCAUUCUCGAAGAGGUUCACUUUAGGUGCCCAAACAUCACCAAAGUGUACGCCCUCAGUGAAAACUCGGUCGCUGGAAACCCCCUUCUAUUGAUUGAAUUCUCUGACGAGCCAGGAUACCAUGAACUCUUGGAGCCAGAGUUUAAAUAUAUUGCAAAUAUGCAUGGAAAUGAGGUGCUGGGACGCGAGCUUCUUUUGAAGAUGGCCGACUACCUGUGUGAACAAUACAGGGCUGGCAACGAGUCCAUCCAAUCUUUGAUUCACACGACUCGUAUACACCUGAUGCCUAGCAUGAACCCGGAUGGCUGGGAGAUGGCUACUGCUGCAGGAGGAGAUAAUUAUUUGGUCGGGCGGACCAACAAUAACAGUGUUGACUUGAAUCGUGAUUUUCCGGAUCUUGAUCGCCUACUUUACGCUGAAGAGGAUGAGCAUAGUCUUCGUAACAAUCAUCUGAUGGACCAAAUUCGUCACUUGGAUCACCCUCCUCAACCGGAGACUCUGGCCGUCAUGCGGAUGAUUCUGGAACAGCCUUUCGUGGCUUCUGCUAAUUUGCACGGCGGUGAUCUCGUAGCAAAUUACCCAUUUGACGAGUCACGCGACAAGGAUGGCUCCGAUGAGUCGCCUUCUCCUGACGAUGACACUUUUAGACAUCUGGCAUUGAGCUAUGCUUCAAUGCAUCCACGAAUGUCAGACCCUAAUCAGCCGUCCUGUGAUGACACGUCAUCGGGUUUCGGUAAACAAGGAGGCAUUACCAACGGUGCUGCAUGGUAUUCUGUUGAAGGAGGCAUGCAAGAUUUCAAUUACCUCUCUUCCAACGAUUUCGAAAUCACCCUAGAAUUAGGUUGUGAAAAAUAUCCCAAAGCCGAACACUUGGCACAGGAAUGGGAGGAUAAUAAAGAUGCAUUAAUUAACCUUAUUUGGCAAAGUCACAUUGGGGUAAAAGGUGAAGUAAAGGAUGCUGUUACCGGUAGGCCGUUGGGUAACGCUGUAAUCAGUACCCGCAACGUGACAAGACUCAAUGAAACUCACGCACGGAAAGACCUUGUCAAGCAUGACGUAACUUCGGCUCAAGGUGGAGAUUACUGGAGGUUGUUGACACCCGGAGAAUACGAAAUCACUGCCUCAGUUCGCAACUAUCUACCACUCACCAAGCGUGUUUUGGUGACCAAUUCCCGUCACCAGCAGGCCUUUAUCUUAAACUUUGAAUUGCAUUCGGCUACUAAUCAAGGCCAGCGCACCUGGGAGUGGGACGAUGAUGUUCCACUUGACUACGUCGUCGAGGAUCUGGGGGAGGGCUUCGACAAAAACGUGGGUGAGAUACCUUUCAAUCGUGAAGGUAACUGGCCACAGGACACCGAAGAAUUUGAUCUGGGAUUCAAAGAGAAUGUUGGUGAUUAUAACCACCUAAAGUACAAAUGGUUUCCUUCCCCGAAUCGCCGUUAAAAGGCAUUUCAGGUGCAAGGGUAUAC
Molecule: messenger RNA, 1586 nt
Organism: Daphnia carinata
Lineage: Eukaryota; Metazoa; Arthropoda; Branchiopoda; Diplostraca; Daphniidae
Product: carboxypeptidase E-like
Exons: 8
Coding region: 1-1560 (519 amino acids)
Biological process (GO): proteolysis
Molecular function (GO): metallocarboxypeptidase activity; zinc ion binding
Source: RefSeq, a predicted model, not a curated record